AUGAGGGAAGGCAAGGUGGAAUUUCAAAUUCAAUGGUACAAGAAGACGGGCAAGUUGCCACAAACUGUAGCGGAUUGCGUAGAGAGGACUGGUCAGGGAUUGCACUCGGGCGACAUUUCGACCGUUAGGAUUCUACCAGCGGCUCCUCGCGUCGGCCGUUACUUCAUUUUCCAAUCGAAUGUUAUUCGCGCGUCAAUUGAAAAUGCUCUGAAGGAGACUCCUCUCUGCACCACGCUGUCCAAAGAUGGAUACAGCGUUAGGACUGUUGAGCACUUGCUCUCCGCUUUGAAGGCCUCUGGUGUUGAUAAUUGUCGCAUCGAGAUUCAGGGAUCUGGAGAAUGUGAUCGUUCUGUUGAGGUGAUUUCCAGUUUUGAUUAG
Messenger RNA from Sesamum indicum (sesame), 378 nucleotides. NCBI's taxonomy places the organism in Eukaryota, Viridiplantae, Streptophyta, Magnoliopsida, Lamiales, Pedaliaceae. The record is from RefSeq and is a predicted model, not a curated record.